This is a messenger RNA of Geosmithia morbida, 2382 nucleotides long. RefSeq names its product SPX domain-containing protein involved in vacuolar polyphosphate accumulation. The transcript is spliced from 3 exons. Gene Ontology annotation, cellular component: fungal-type vacuole membrane; vacuolar transporter chaperone complex. NCBI's taxonomy places the organism in Eukaryota, Fungi, Ascomycota, Sordariomycetes, Hypocreales, Bionectriaceae. The coding region runs from base 1 to 2382 and encodes 793 amino acids. The record is from RefSeq and is a predicted model, not a curated record. Gene Ontology annotation, biological process: polyphosphate metabolic process; vacuolar transport; vacuole fusion, non-autophagic.
AUGAAGUUUGGAGAGCAGCUGCGGUCCAGCGUCAUCCGCGAGUACCAGUGGUCCUACAUCGACUACGAUGUCUUGAAACACGACCUCAAGAACGCCACGGGCCCGGCCCUGACCGACAACCCGGGCCGCAACGAGUGGACCGAGACCGACGAGACGCGCUUCGUCACCAAGCUCGAGGCCGAGCUCGACAAGGUCCACGCCAAGCAAAAGAUCAAGGCUCUCGAGAUCUCCCGCCGCAUCGCCAUCAGCGAGCGUGAGGUCCGCGAGGUCGUCAACCGCCUCAACGAGCGCGGGCUGAACGAGGUCGGCCCUAGCGAGGAGGAGUUCAUGCUCCUCGAGGAGGACCUGAGCGACAUCAUCGCCGAGGUUCACGAUCUGGCCAAGUAUGUCCAGCUCAACUAUACUGGAUUCUACAAGAUUAUCAAGAAGCACGACAAACGCACCGGAUGGUACCUCCGACCCGUUUUCGAGGCCCGGCUCAAGGCCAAGCCGUUCUACAAGGAAAACUACGACGCGUCCGUGGUUCAGCUAUCCAAGCUGUACGACCUGGUCCGCACGCGAGGCAAUCCUGCAAAGGGCGACAGCGCGGCCGGCGGCUCCCAGGCCAACUUUAUCCGCCAGACGACCAAGUACUGGGUGCACCCGGAUAACGUGACAGAGCUCAAGCUCAUCAUCCUCAAGCACCUGCCAGUGCUCGUCUUCAACGCCAACAAGGAGUUCGAGGCCAAGGACUCGGCCAUCACGUCCAUCUACUAUGACAACACGGAUAACUGGGACCUGUACGAGGGCCGGCUGAAGAAGACGGAGGGCGCUGAGGCCAUCCGCCUCCGCUGGUACGGCGGCAUGGAGACCGAGACCAUCUUCGUGGAGCGCAAGACGCACCGGGAGGACUGGACCGGCGAGAAGUCGGUCAAGGCGCGCUUCAGCAUGAAGGAGAAGAAUGUCAACUCGUACCUGAGGGGCGAGCUGCUCCCGCCGGCCAUCUUCGAGAAGGCGCGCAAGGAGGGCAAGAAGUCGGAAAAGGCCAUUGCCGAGGACGAGAGGCUCGCGCGCGAGAUCCAGUACUCGGUGCUCAAGAAGGGCUACCAGCCGGUCUGCCGGUCCUUCUACCACCGCACAGCCUUCCAGCUCCCGGCCGACGCGCGCGUGCGCAUCUCGCUCGACACGGAGCUGACCAUGGUGCGCGAGGACAACCUGGACGGCCGCAGCCGCAGCGGCGACAACUGGCGUCGCACCGACAUCGGCAUCGACUACCCCUUCUCGCAGCUGCCAGCCGAGGACGUGGUACGCUUCCCCUACGCCGUCCUCGAGGUCAAGCUGCAGACGCAGGCGCAUCAGGAGCCGCCCGAGUGGGUGCGCCAGCUCAUCUCGUCGCACCUGGUCGAGGCCGUGCCCAAGUUCUCCAAGUUCAUCCACGGCACGGCCACGCUGUUCCCCGACCGCAUCGACCUCCUCCCCUACUGGAUGCCCCAGAUGGAUAUCGACAUCCGCAAGCCCGUCAGCCACGACUUUGGCAUCCACCGCUCCGCCACCUCGGGCAACAACUCCACUUCGGACGACUACGACGACGACGAUGAUGACUCGGACGACGAGGACCUCGUGGUCGCCAGCCGCCAGCAGGCCGGCCCGGCCCGGCUCUCCGCCGCCACCGCCGCCACCGCCUCCUCCUCCUCCUCCUCCAAGCAGCAGCAGCCCACCCACAACGGCCGCCACCACGGCAACAACGCCGACGUCGAGGACCAGACGACGACCGACCUCCCCGGCGUGGACGAGUCGUACCCCAUCUACGACUCGGACGAAGAGUUCGACGAGAACUACGAGCUCGAGCACGCCCGCCGCAUCGGCGGCUGGUCCUACUACAAGACCCUCAUCUACUCCAGGUCGCGCGCCGUAGGCCAAGCCUCCCUCGCCGUCCUCCGGGCCAUCGCUCCCGUGCCCCGCAGCACCCAGGUUGACCGUUCGGCCCGCCAGACAAUGUUCUUUGGGAACCAGGAGGUCCACACCAAGAAGUUUCGCGCCCCGGCCGGCAAGAAGAUUUACGUGCCGGUCCGUGUCGAGCCCAAGGUCUACUUUGCCGCCGAACGUACAUUUCUCGGAUGGCUCGAAUACUCCAUCUAUAUUGGCACCAUCGCCGCCACCCUCCUCAACUUCGGACAGUACCCCUCCCGUACAGCCUUCUUCGUCUCCGGAGUCUUCACCUUCCUCGCCAUCCUCAGCCUCGCCUACUCCGUCGUCAUAUACCUGUACCGCAGCCAGGCCAUCCGCAACCGCAAGGCUGCCAGGUACUACGAUAAGUGGGGGCCCAGCGUCCUCUGCGUGUCCCUGCUGAUUGCCGUCGCUAUCGAUUUUGCUUUCGAGGGUCGCGAGAGGCAGAUUUGGUAG